AAAGCUAUUAUUCAGCCGGCCUCUAGCGCGUGUCGUUGGUUAAUUUCGCGCUAUUCAAAGUAUAAUAACGAGCUCUUUUGUCGCGAGCCGCGUGUGUGCAUAAUUAAAAAGUUCAGUGUGCAGCGAGUCGCGGCCUCUCCGAGGUCCGCAUAGAGAGAUAUGCCUUUGCAGUAGUGUAGAUAGUGAGCUAUACUCUACACGCGUAUAGGAGAUAGCAGACGACGCGCGGCUCUUUCCAGAAAUACAUGCGUGUGGGCGCUGCUGCUGCUGCGCGAAGCUGUCUGCUGGGGGGGUCGCGAUUCGCGAAUGCAGCACUGAUCUUGCGCGGCAGCGAAGCCUCUUCUGCUCCAGUAGCUAUACGUACGCAGUUGUCGAAAGAGACGCGGUGAAGAGAAGAAGACGGGCGGGCCCUCAUCGCCUGCGGCAGAUCAUCGUCAUCCUAAAUGUGCAGCAGCCCAUCAACCUGUUCUGCCCGUGCGAAAUCGAUGGGACCGGGGAAGUUGGCCUGACGAAUAUUGCGCGUUAAAUACCGAGACGAACUUCGUACGACGACUAAUACGACUAUACGCAACUAUUCACGGCGAUUCGAAUUAACAUUAAUACAAGCUCUGCGUCAGCAGCAGCGCAACGACACAGUAACAAAGUUUUCCUGCGUUUUCCGCGAAAACCUACGAAAAUUGCAAACCCCACGAAGAGGACGUCAAUAUGACGGAGACGACGACCGAGUUCGGCCCUCGGAAGACGGCAAUAAUCAUCGCGAUCGUAGCGGGAUGCUUCGCUAUGCUGUGGCCCAAAAUUUUGUACCCGAUGCUCACGGGGUCUGUUAAUCCACCACACUCAGCGGACAGCUCCGGCUGUUGUGAUGUGAUAUUUGAGAGCGACGUAACUGCUGUUGAUAUAAUGCAAGAGCUGUGCCACAAUAUCAUAAGACAUCACCAGGUUGAUCCCCGCGUGAGAGAUGCGAUUGCAGGAAACAAAUUCAAUAAACUGACUCCAUCCAGCGCGAGUCUCUGCAGAGAAGAAGUGCUAGCUAGAUGUGGCAUAGAUGUGUCCUCAUUCUUGGCGGAAAAAGAGCGAUUAAAGAAAUCUUAUAAGCAGGUCUUAGAAGAGAUUAGAGGAUUCAACGGUUCCUUGUGCCUUAAAAUGCAAUUCGGAGUCCCAUUGUCACGAUUAGGGACACCGCAUCUUAUUAGAUAUCAUAUUUUGAUGCCACAUAGUACUAUAAGGCAAGAACGCCAAACCCCACCUCAUGCUGGAAGCUACCACCCUGCUCUCAGGGAGCGAGGUCGAGCCAUUCCAUCAUCUCACAUUGUGCCUAGAAUUCAAGACAGACCUGACCACAUAGCACCCAUGAAAAUGCGACCACCAAUGGGAGGUGCAGGCCACGUGGUUGCGGCACCUAAAGGAAACGGAUCUUUAGGACUCCUCAUGCCACUUUAUACAAUAGGAAUCAUUAUCUUUUUCCUCUAUACAAUUUCAAAGGUACUUAUGGGAAUCAUCAUGCCUCUUUAUACUAUUGGAAACGUUGUAUCUUUCCUCUAUAAAGUUCUGCAGGUUUUAAGAAAAACUGCUGAUAGUGAAAUAAUGAGGCCAGAAUAUUCGACAGCUGCAGCUGAAAGGGAAUACCAGAAACUAGUUUUUAAUCCAGAAGUGUUUGCUGCUGCUGUAACUGCAGUCAAUGGACAACCUGAGCAGCGCGAAAGGCCAACAACCCCAAUUGAAGAACCACCUCCAACAAUUGAUGAGUUACAAGAACAAGCGGCUGGUGAUAUAGAAAUAGAUCAACUCAGACGACGAUUAGUUGAAACCGAAGCAGCUAUGGAACGAAUUGUUGUUCAAAUGAGCAACUUAUCGCGUACCGUUAUCAGUUGUACAACCCCCACGCCAGAAUCCAAGGUCCAAGAUGACCAAGAUGAGAAUGAGCUUGAAGAGUUUCAUGAAGCAUCACCUACAGUGAAAGUUUUGAACAUGGAAAUGACUACAUCUUGCGAAGGUAGACAGAAAUGUAGUAGGCCUACAACACCAGUUCUCUUUACAUCUCAUGGUCACACUGAAGAAAAAGAAGAAAAGUCACCUCCGAUUUCUAUUUACUUGGAAGGUUCUCUUCCUCCACAAUGCGAACUGCUUGUAACAGAUUCGAAAACACAAGAGAUACAAGAGGAGGAAAAUGUGGAAGUCCCAGUUGUUCUUUCUGGCAAAAUGACACUUUCCCUCAUCAGCCUUGACCAGGUAGCAGCUGUAAGAAAAUAUUAAAAUAACCAACAGAAUCAAAUGAAACUACGGAAUCUUUUUUUAUUUGGAAUCCCAAGAGAAUGACCAACUUGAAAAUGAAGCUGCAAGCAAACUUAAACAAAGCAACCAGGACAAUUUGUCGAGUGAACGUGAUGAAAGUGAACCGAAAAAUGUGGAUAAAAUAUCAAGCAAUAACAGAGUGGAGACGGGAAACCAAAGAAAAGAGCAUUAUGAAAGUGGCGAAGACGAAGAAGAAGAUGAAGAAGACGAUGAAGAAGUGGAAGAAGUAGAAGAAGAGGAAGAGGAGGAAGGAGAAGAGGAAGAAGAGGAGGAGGAGGAAGAUGAAGAGGAGGAGGAGGAGGAGGAGGAGGAAGAAGUGGAAGAGGAAACAGAUGAAGAGUUAGAAGAAGAGGUGAAGGAAAGGGAAGAUUUCAAGGUCAGAAAUUAUGUAUCGCAAACAACUGGGCUGGACAAAAAUCACGAAAAUAAACAAAAAUAUAAUGAAGAUAUCAGCAAAAAUCUUGCAUCUCGUAUAGGUGAUGAUAAUAAUAUUGCCAAAGAAAGUGAAGUUGAUGAAACGGAAGAUGAUGAAGAACAAAGCGAAGAAGAAGAAUAUGAGGAAGAGGAGGUAGAAGUCGUAGAGGUUGAAGAAGGAGAAGAUGACGAAGAAGAAAUAGAAGUACAAGGAAAAGUGGAAGAACUAGAAGAAGAGGAGGAAGAUGAUGAGGAAGAAGAGGAGGAAGAAGAGGAAGAGGAGGAAGAGGAAGAGGAGGAAGAGGAAGAAGAAGAAACGGAAGACGACGAUGAAGAUAAUGAAGAUAGUAGAACAAUGAAAAUAAAACAGCCAAUAGUUAUCAAAAAUAGAAAUUAGAAAAUUUACAUCUAGUUCAAUUUCGAAAGAUUAACGUUUAUAUACAGAUUAUCAUAGAACGUUUAUGGAGUCGUUUUUUACAAAUCAUAUUUGAAUAAAAAUUCAUAUAAGAUACAUACCUACCAUACGUUACAUUGAGAACUAGUUUAAAAUGAUUUUAUCUCAUACAGUUCGUUUAUGACAAGUAUAUGCCUGUUGUGGAUACACGUGAUUAAUUUUUUAUGCUAUAGGAAUAUUUAAAUAAAUUGAUGGAUUUAUGAAUUUUUAUGCAAAUUUUAUUCAUCUAUAGCAACAUUAUUCCUAUAACUUUAUAUAUCACGAGUAUAAAUAUUUUAUGUGUUUUAAUUUAUACUUGCAAUAAAUCAUACUCUUUUCAUAUAAAUUGUUAUCUAUAUAUAAUACCCUUUUACAGAUAUUGCGUAUAGUAAUUAUGAAAGUACUGAAAUUGAAAGUUCUGAGAUUUUUCUGAAAAUGGAAAUUUCACCAUGUGCAAUCCGAAACUUUUUUUUACCAUUUAUCUAUCUUAUUGUUCAAUUGAAAAAAAAAUGUUAAUACACAUUAAUAUACCAAUUUUAAUAAAACUUAUUGCUGUUGA
Molecule: messenger RNA, 3698 nt
Organism: Nasonia vitripennis (jewel wasp)
Lineage: Eukaryota; Metazoa; Arthropoda; Insecta; Hymenoptera; Pteromalidae
Gene: RIC-3
Product: resistance to inhibitors of cholinesterase protein 3
Exons: 8
Coding region: 706-2253 (515 amino acids)
Biological process (GO): protein localization to cell surface; synaptic transmission, cholinergic
Cellular component (GO): neuron projection; intracellular membrane-bounded organelle; neuronal cell body
Source: RefSeq, a predicted model, not a curated record